UACUGCUCAGCCGAGAACCAGAGCAUCCACAACUGUGAGGAAUCAGACAGAAGAUAGCAGGCUGACUGAGCUGCUUUGCUGUGUCGUGUGCCCAUCCACUGUCCCUCAGCUCAGCUGGGGCUUGAGGGCACAGGAUUCCUCUCAACCCCUGUCCCAACGAGGAAAGAAAUCCCCUUUCUUCUCCCCCUCCCUCCUUCCCUUCCUCUCUGUGUGUCCUGGUACCCGAGCUUUUUCUUUUUCAUCAUUAUCAUCAUCAUCUUUUUCCCCCAUGUAUGACGAUUCCUAUCUCCAUGGAUUCGAAGACUCUGAGGUGGGCUCAGCUGAUUCCUACACCAGCCGCCCAUCGUUGGACUCCGACGUGUCGCUAGAGGAGGAUCGCGAGGGUGGGAAGCGGGAAGUGGAGAAUCAGGCUCAGCAGCAGCUUGAGAAGGCCAAGCACAAGCCAGUCGCCUUUGCUGUCCGUACAAAUGUCAGCUACUGUGGUGCAUUGGAUGAGGAAUGCCCCGUACAGGGCUCUGCCAUCAACUUUGAAGCCAAAGACUUCUUGCACAUCAAAGAGAAGUACAGCAAUGACUGGUGGAUCGGACGGCUAGUGAAGGAGGGGGGAGACAUCGCCUUCAUCCCCAGUCCUCAGCGGCUGGAGGCCAUACGGCUGAAGCAGGAGCAGAAAGCCAGGCAGUCUGGCAAUCCUGCCAUCAGCAACCGGCGAUCGCCUCCCCCAUCACUAGCGAAACAGAAGCAAAAGCAGACCGAGCACAUUCCCCCAUAUGAUGUCGUGCCCUCCAUGCGGCCAGUUGUGCUGGUGGGACCCUCCCUAAAAGGUUAUGAGGUGACAGACAUGAUGCAGAAAGCUCUCUUUGAUUUCCUGAAGCACAGAUUUGAUGGCCGAAUCUCCAUCACACGCGUCACUGCUGACCUGUCAUUGGCCAAACGUUCCGUGCUCAACAACCCGGGCAAGCGUGCCAUCAUUGAGCGAUCCACAACCCGGUCCAGCAUUGCUGAGGUCCAAAGUGAGAUCGAGCGGAUAUUUGAACUGGCCAAGUCACUGCAGCUAGUGGUGCUGGAUGCCGACACUAUCAACCACCCCGCACAGCUGGCCAAAACCUCGCUGGCCCCCAUCAUUGUCUACGUCAAGGUCUCCUCCCCAAAGGUGCUGCAGCGACUGAUCAAGUCCAGAGGGAAAUCACAGGUGAAGCAUCUCAAUGUGCAGAUGAUGGCUGCUGACAAGCUUGUGCAGUGUCCUCCCGAACUUUUUGAUGUGAUCCUGGAUGAGAACCAGCUGGAGGAUGCCUGUGAACACCUGUCUGAGUACCUGGAGGUAUACUGGCGGGCAACCCACCACCCUGCGCACACUCUUGGUGGCCAGAACCUCAUAACACCUUCUACUGCCAUCCCAGGACUGCAGAACCAGGCCCCACAGGGCGAGCCAGGUACCGAGCGUUCCCCAGUGGAGCACGACAGCCUGAUGCAGUCGGAUGAAACAAAUGAUGCCUCCCGCAAAGCUUGGACAGCCUCGUCUCAGCGUGGCUCCCGGCACCUGGAGGAUGAGUAUUCGGAUGCCUACACCGACCUGUACCAGCCUCAUCGCAACCACAGCAGCAGCCUCCACAACACCAACGGCCACGACUCCCAGGACCGUCUCCUGGAGCGCGAGUCCGAGCACAACCACAACGAGAGGAACUGGCAGCGCAACCGGCCUUGGGCCAAGGACAGCUACUGAAACCCCCUCUGGCUGGACACCCCCCCACCCCUGGGCCCGGCAGCUGGGGAGGCGGAAGGAGGAAGGAGGAUGCUGCCGCCUCUGCCCCGCCACCACUGUUGCCCCCAGAUUGAGUCAAUUGCCUGUUCCUAAGCCUUCCUCUCUUUUCCUACCCAGCUGAGACCCACAGAAUACAGGUGCUAUCUUUGGAAUCCCUCUGAACUCAGCCACAGCUGCCUGAUUCCUACAUGCAGGUUGGGGGAAUUCUCUCAUUCACCUUAGUUAGGGGUCAAUGAUGAGGGCCCCGGAAAAUGUCCUUGCAGGGUAAAUUCCAUUGGUAGCUUUUGCAUCCCAGUUCCAUUUUCCAAGCAGCAAAGGGUGGGGAGGAGUUAGGCUCACAGUAUCUCUUGAAGAGAGACAACGUGGCUCAGAUAAAGAAAGGAACUAGGAAGAUGUGGCUUUCUUGUUCUUCUAACUCUAUGGAGAAGAGGGCUGCAUUAUUAGAGCAAAGGAGGAUGGACGGGCAAGGAUACCUGGUUGUCUUGUCCUUGUGCAACGUUUCUCAGCAGAAUCCCUCCUGGAUGUAGGGAACUACAAAGCCUAUCAUUCCCCCAGCCAGCAUGGCUACAGUUGUUGGAGAUUAAAAGUAGUUCUGGUCUGCCAUAGGAGUCAGUGUGGUGCAAAGAUUUGAGUUUUGGACUAGACUUCUGGAAGAACAGGGUUUAAAUCUCCACUUGUUCAUAGAAAUCCACUGGGUGACCUUGGGGAAGUGGCACUCUCUCAGCCUCAGAGGAAGGUGAAAGCAUACUCUGAAUAAACCUUGCCAAGAAAACUCCAUGAUAGCCUUAGGGUUGCCAUGAAUUCGAAAAUAACUUGGAAGGCAUACAACCACAAAUGGUCUAGCAUACCCGAAGGGUACCAUGCUGUGAAAAGCUUGUCUGAUGGGUUAAGUACAAUGUUAUGAGCAAAAGAAACAAAGUUGGUUUCUGCCCUGCCAUAGGACUUGAUGUUAAUCCUUGUUUUGCAAUCAGUGGUUGAUGAAGGCACAAGAAAGUUAGCUUGUAAGAAUGGCUGUGAUCAGCAAGUCAGCCCAAACAGUUGAAACAGGUAGAAGGCCGAGUGUGAGCUCUGUGGUACUGGUGAUCAUUUUUCGCACAUACUUUGGUGCCUCACAGACCAUAAGCAGCAGAUCAGUUUGAACUAUGCUGGCCUGUACUAUUUCAGGUGGCAUGGAUUGGAAACUAUCAUGCAGCAAUGCUCCCAAAUUCCUUUAUGCAAGAAGAUAUAUAAGGACAAAGACUAUGUAUUAGUUUCAACUUUUAGUUUUUGGUACACUCUUUCUCUCUACAAGUACAGAAUAGGAGCAGGGGACAUUCUGUGACUAUGUUACCUGUAGUCUUAAUUGAUACGGUCCAGAAACAUGUUUUCCACCUUUAUUUACUGCAUUAAUGGAGACAUAAGAUAGGAUCCAAAAGGUUGGAAGCAAAUUAUGUGCUGCUCACCCUACAGGGUGACCUUGAGAAAGUUACACACUCGGCAAAAGAGGAAUGCAAGGGCAAACUCCCUUAUGAACCAAUUUUGCCAACAAUAAUAAUAACUUUAUUUUUGUAUGCCACCACCAUCUCCCCGAAGGGACUCGGAGUGGCUUACCCAAUCAAUCAUAUUUACAUCAUAAAAUAUACAAUUAAAACCCAAGUAUCGAACUAAAACCGAUUAAGCAAACCACGGUUUAAAAUAGGAUUGCCGUAAGUUGGAAACAACUUGAAGGUACACAAUGGAUGUCUGCAUUUUAACUUGAUUACUUGCAGACAUAUGCAGCCAAGAAGAGUGAGCUAUGUCACCUUAUCUUCACAUUGCUCUGCUAAAUACUAAAACAAGAUUCUGCAAUGUGUCAAAAUGUGCUUUGAAACAAAAUCAAAGCCAUCCAAAGAUUCUCUCCCGCCUCACUCCCAAAUUUGGCUUCCAUGUACCGAAAGCCGAAUCAAACGGAUUCUUUGGAAGGUGGGAGGCUGAAUAGGCACAAACAAAAGCCUAUCAGAUGGGACCCCAAGACAUGUUUGGGAGGCUGUGGUUUUGGGCAGGAGAGUUCCAGGAGGGAAGUGUGCUUCCUAGUUUCCAGUCUAGAUCCACUCAAACUAAACACACCUCCUGCAGCUGCUUUUUCUCUGAUGGAAAUCCACAGGGGGUAAAAAAAUGGGGUGGUAAAGAGAGAAAAACAGCAGUCUGCACUCAAAAUGGCUGUUUUAGGGCUGUCGAGAGUAACUUUGACUUAUGAUUUGGUUAAAAUAAUGGGUGAGUUGUCAUUUCUUUGGCAUGGCAGUCUAGAGGCUCAGCCUGGAUUUGAUCUUUUUGUUUUCCUUUCCUUCUCCUCUUGUGGAUUCUGUUCCUUGUCUGUGCACAGCAACACCAACUCUGUGGAGGAGCUGGUGCAGGAAAAGACAUCUGUAAAGCCACAAUGUGUGUUUUUAAAAAAUCCCACCCUGCCCGCAUUUCUCUGCCAACUGCAUGAGGCCUUGAUCUUCCAUAGUCAGUCUUGGGGUGGGGCGGAGAGGGAGAGGUGCUGGGUGGGUAAUCCCCACCUUCAUUUCUUUUGGGUCCUGUCCUGAGAAAAGAGGUGUUGGGCCAGAGCCUACCCCACUGCCUGCUUCCUAAUGCACAGCCCCUCCAACCCCGAUGCCUUUCCGUCCUGCCUACCCCGACACCUUCAGGCAUUUCACUGGCAGUGGACAGCAGCCCCUUGCCCCUAAAUAGCACGUACACCUAUCUGAAAUCAGCCUGUAUAUACUGCGCACUGUCAUCGGGAGUCAUUUGAGUGUCAAUUACGUGCCCUACACUGCCAAGAGCUGAGGGAGAAGCUGCUUCUUGCUUCCCAGCUUCGGUGGUUUCGGGCCCAGGGAGAUUGGGUUCUAUCCCUGCGGCUGCCGUUCCGCUGGCCACUGUGGCAACCGCUUUGUUACGAUUCUUUUUUCUUUUGUAGAGGGCACUUCUUUCCCCAACAACUUGUAAGCAGUUUGAAACAACAAGCAUUUGCUGUUUAUAGAA
Messenger RNA from Anolis carolinensis (green anole), 4741 nucleotides. It is a transcript of the gene cacnb3, whose product is annotated as calcium voltage-gated channel auxiliary subunit beta 3. The record is from RefSeq and is a predicted model, not a curated record. NCBI's taxonomy places the organism in Eukaryota, Metazoa, Chordata, Lepidosauria, Squamata, Anolidae. The coding region runs from base 269 to 1720 and encodes 483 amino acids. The transcript has 13 exons. Gene Ontology annotation, biological process: calcium ion transmembrane transport. Gene Ontology annotation, cellular component: voltage-gated calcium channel complex. Gene Ontology annotation, molecular function: protein binding; voltage-gated calcium channel activity.